Molecule: messenger RNA, 2918 nt
Organism: Penaeus indicus
Lineage: Eukaryota; Metazoa; Arthropoda; Malacostraca; Decapoda; Penaeidae
Exons: 6
Coding region: 1-708 (235 amino acids)
Source: RefSeq, a predicted model, not a curated record
AUGGGUGAUUUCUCUGGGGCUGAGGAAAUAGAUGUAACCAAUGAAAAGCAAAGUGUGUAUAAGCAGAGCACCUACAACAAGGCAUACAAAGAAGGCAUGGAGGUCAACUGCAAGUACGUCAAGCGGAAACAGCUGACGAACUACCUAUCCCAAGAGGACCUCGACAAAUACAAGCCCAAAGUAGAGGACGGGCAGCCCCAGACCAUCAGACAGAAGAGAAAGUCGGACGUCGGAUCCCAAGAUUCCCCCAGCAGAGAAAGUCCAGAGAAUAACAAAAAGCCCAAGAUUGACGGGAAUCUCCUCCUCAUUUUCCCUCCCGUGAACCAAAUAACAGUGUAUAAGCAGAGCACCUACAACAAGGCAUACAAAGAAGGCAUGGAGGUCAACUGCAAGUACGUCAAGCGGAAACAGCUGACGAACUACCUAUCCCAAGAGGACCUCGACAAAUACAAGCCCAAAGUAGAGGACGGGCAGCCCCAGACCAUCAGACAGAAGAGAAAGUCGGACGUCGGAUCCCAAGAUUCCCCCAGCAGAGAAAGUCCAGAGAAUAACAAAAAGCCCAAGAUUGACGGUGAUUUGACUGCUCAGGCCACUCUGAAUGGUGAUGACUCCAAUAUCUCCAUAGACGAAGCAUUUUCUAACACGUCAAUUCCAGGCCUAGCUCCAGAAAUAAAUGCAGCACAGCAAUCAUUACCAUUGUCUAGCUGAGGGUAGCAGAAUCUGGCAGCAUCUAGGCUCUCAAGCAUUGAACUUCCUGAUGUCCUCACCCCUGAACCUCCUCAACUUGCAGCCACACGAAACAAUUUCAUAAUUCACUUCAAGUGAACCAUGCUGAAGGUGGAGGAAUGUGCUGUGAUGUGCAGUGGAAAAGGAAAAUGAGGAACAUUUAAAGGUUGAUGAAUUAAUGGAUGAUACAUCACACAUUUUUUUAGAGUGAUACAUUCAGUGGGAAAGAUUAUUAUUGCCCAAGUAACUCUUUGGUUCAUUCUAGGAGCCUGAAAUCAGAUGUUGGCAGUUUAAGUGGUUAUAUCCGAGCCUUGGUAAAUGAGUAAGGGUACGAGGAAUGAAAAGGUCGUCUGCAUCUGUUGACUUGGUCUUGUCUCAUUCAAGGAGGAUUUUUAUUUCAUUUUCUUUUGGCAAAAGUUACACAUUUGGUUCUUUUAUACUAUAUAUAGAUAUACUUCCUUUACCAAUAUGUAUGUUCCUCCAAGUGGAACAUAACUUUUCUCCAGACUUUGUUUUUAAUGACUUUUCAUCAUAUAUUAAUUCAUUCACAAAUGAAAUUGUAACCAGAAGUCUUUAAGUAGUGGUUCUGAUUGUAACCUGAAAUUGUGCCCAACAAUAUGAUCAUGCUUUCAGAGACUUAAGCUUGAUGGUUUAGUGGUUGAAUGUUGGUAUCACAAUGGGACAAAAGUGCAAAAAAAUGAGAAAUAGAUAGAUAAAAUGGUAAAAAAACAACAAAAACAAAAACAAAAAAACAGCUUGAAUGAGGAGCUGGGACAUUAGUAAAGGGCAUCAUAUGCCUAUUUGUAUAAAUAAGAAAGUACUGUAACUAAUUGGUAGUGAAUUUCUAAAGGCAACGGACAUAGCAGUAAUAUCAGGGUUAAUAUAUCUAUUUUUUCUGGGAUUUUUCAUUUUAUUAUGAGAUACAGAUCUUAUUUUCACUGCUAUAAAUUCACCAUGCCACCUGCUAGUGCUCAAGAUCAUGAUAUUGAUAAUUAACACAGUGAUGUUGAAUACUAAGUAUUUGAUGAGGUAAUUGACCUUGAUGGUGUGUGCUGUUACAGUAAUGAGCACUUACAAGCAUUUCAGUUUGGAAAGUGGUAAAUAUCAGUGAAACCUUUUUUAAAACACUGUAAUUGAACACAACAGCCUUACAUUGUAAUGCUUGGUAUGAAUGAAUUCUAGCCAUUCAUUCAUAGAGAAAUUAAGUUUGCCAAAAAAUUAUAUACUUCAGUGUUCUCAAAUAAAAUAAUCAUGUAAUUAGUAUAUCAGCCGGGACACUUUUAAUGUAGUACUAUUCAUUCCGCUAAUCUUAGUGUGUACGCAUAUAUCAUUCAAUCAAUGGUAAAAAGGCAUGGUUGAUAACAAUAUUUAUUUAUUUUUUUUAAUUAUGAUUUUUUUUUAUUUUUUUAUCAUUUUAAAUUCAUUUACAAGAUGUUGAUAAGCCAAAUAUAGUAUAUUUGUGCUGGGUAUCAUAAUUUUAAGGGUCAUGAUGAAAAGGUCAUAUCCCAAUCAAUACUAAUAGCAGGCAGUAGCAACUUUCUGAUUUUAAAUUUUGCUCUUUACGAGUGAUUGGAAUUUUGUUUAGUUGUCAUGCUCAAUAACUGGGUCUAUAUAUGAAUAUAUAAAAGAGAAAAUCGUAAAUAUGCAUAGACACUCACUCUCUCUCAGAUAUGUACACACUCAUUUUCUCACAUUCACACUCACACUCACACUCAUACAUACUCACACUCACACUCACUUUUACUCUGUUACUCACACUCACACAUAACACUAACAGUAACAGUAACACAUGCACUCAUUCACCCACACUUGUACUCAUUCAUGCACUCAUUCUCACUUUCUUACAUAACAACAUUCACCCAAACACUCACAUCUGUAGAAAAACACACUACUUGCUCACAUACAUGCACACAUCAUGUACACAUACAUGCACACACAUAUGCACACAUACAUGCACACACACACAUGCACACACACAUGCACACACACAUGCACACACACAUGCACACAUACAUGCACACAUACACGAACACAUACACGAACAGAUACAUGAACAGAUACAUGAACGCAUACUUGAAUGCACACACACACACACACACACACACACACACACACACACACACACACACACACACACACACACACACACACACACACACACACACACACAUACACACAUACACACAUACACA